AUGGUAAUAGGAAUGAGUUGUUCGAUCUAUCACCUAAAUACGGGGCAUCUAUCUAUAUUAGAUGCUAUAAAUAAUACAUGGGAUAAUGAUCUGACAGUGAUGCUACCGGCAUAUUAUGCCACAAACUGUACAGUAACCGAUAUGAUUACAUUUCUUAACCAAACGUUGGACCCAUAUUUUAUGGAUUUUAAUUACUUCCCAUACAAUAAAAGAGAUAAUGGAGAUACAUUAGUGGCACUACUAUUUGUGCUAUGUGGUUCAUGUGUUUCAAUGUGGAUGUUGUCACUACUAUUAUAUGUAUCACCCAAGUAUAAGAGAAAACCAAUAUUGACACAACUAGCAACGUUGUUUUAUGCUAUUGUCACAUCGUAUCUGCUCAGUAAAGUCACAGAAACUGCGGCAGACCAGUACUAUAGAGAUGUUUUGGAUAUUAUUCAACUACAUUCUACUUUAUAUAAUAGAGUAGAAUAUAGAGUGUUGAUUAUAAUUCAACAAGUGUUCACCAUGCUGGCAUGGUUUCAAAUCAUUGUUAAGAUAGCUAAACAACGAUACAAACGAAUAAUAGGAAUGUUCACCUUGUUAUUGAUGGCUGCUUAUAUUGCCUGUAGCAUAUACUAUCAAGCCUCAUGUAACACGCAUGGGAGCAUCGACGUUGGAGCAGACUCGACAGAAUAUCAUAAAUGGAAUACCAUUAGAUUUGCAACUAACCUUGUGAUUGUGGUUUGGUUUGGUGGGAAUGUAUUGUAUUACACCACAGUAAUUAAGAACCCGAGAAAAAUUUGUUAUAGCAAGAAGCUACUUCCAUUAGGUAUGUUUAAUUGGUUUUUGAUACUAUUACAUAUGGUUUUGAAUAUCUUGCAUGUAAGUCUAUUCAAAAACAACUGGUUAAUCAGGACAUGGAUGGUGUUGAUACCGUAUUUAAUUGAAUUGAUUUUAAUUACGACAAUAUGGGAGUGGAUUUUCAAUAUUUGGAUAUUGGAAAAGAGAUUUGAGCUUAUGGGUGUACUUGGAAGAAGAAUAAGUAUCGAUGACGUUUUGAGUAUUCAACUGAAUAGGAGUGAAGGAAAUAGCCGUAAAAAGAAGUUUGAUAGAACCAAAGCUGGAGAACUGGCUUUAACGGAAAGAGAUAAAAUACAUCGUGCUUUUGGGAAUUUUAAAGAUUGGAUGAUGAAUAGGCCUAUGAGAUUUAACCAAAAUGUCGAAAGCAUGUCUGUCUCUGAUACAGAAGAUUCGAAGGAAAUGUUUACGUUCUCCAAUAGCUCAUCAAAUGAUAGUCCAGUGAAUAGAUUCAAACAACAACGACAGUUGCAACAACAGAAGCAACCAGUACUGCAUUUGCUGAUACACCUGCUGGGCCUGAGAAAUGGUUCAUCUGCUAGAGACGACCGAAUUCGAGAAGAAAAUGCUGAUGAAAUGAUUCCUUCCUCAUCGCACGCUUUUGUUAAUCAUACUCCUGUAGCUACAAAUGCAGAUUUAGGUAGAGCUGAGAAUGAUUUUGAAAUGACCAAUAUGGCUUCCAAUGAUAUGCACCAACAGGAAGAGUAUGAAGAUGAAUACGACGACGAGUAUGUUGAUGAUUAUGAACUAUGGGAUGAUGAAGAUGCUGACGAUAACGAAGUUACUCAAGAGGGUACUAAUAUUGCUCAAGAGGGAACCAGUGCUCCUCCUCCUCCUCCAAUAGACACCGAAGACGAUUCACAGCCACAAAUACCACCACCACCAUUCCAACCACAUCCUGGAUUCAACCCGGGAGAUUAUUGGAAUGAUAGGAAAGAAUAA
Molecule: messenger RNA, 1779 nt
Organism: Candida tropicalis MYA-3404
Lineage: Eukaryota; Fungi; Ascomycota; Pichiomycetes; Serinales; Debaryomycetaceae
Gene: DFG16
Product: Dfg16p
Exons: 1
Coding region: 1-1779 (592 amino acids)
Biological process (GO): cellular response to pH
Cellular component (GO): plasma membrane
Source: RefSeq, a predicted model, not a curated record